CGUUAUUUUUUCAGGAACUAAAAGAUCAAAUGGCAUCAAGAAUGUUCAACGCACGAGUGACCGAGUGACAAUCAACCACGAGGCCACCAUUGUUCGAUGGAACAAACUACUCGUAUUGGAAGGAGAGGAUGAGAAUCUUUAUCCAAUCCAACGACUACAAGUUGUGGUUGAUUGUGAAGAACGGCUGCGGAGUCCCGAUGAAGAAAGUCGGUGAAGUCAAUGUUCCCAAAACCGAAGAAGAGUUCACCGACGAAGAUUGCAAAAAGAUGGAGCUCAAGGUGAGAAAGGUGCUGCGAAGCCUAUCUCCUAAAUGGCGUUCAAAGGUGGAUGCAAUCGAAGAAGGUCGUGACUUCCAAACAACGACCUAUGAUGCUCUUCGAGGUAAUCUUAUUACCUAUGAAACCACCCAACUCUCAAAGGUGGUUGAAGAAAGGAACAAGAGGUCUAUUGCUCUACCCGCAACAACAUCAACCCACAACAACGUUGAUGAUGAAGAUGAUGACAACGACGACACCGACCUCGGACUCUUUGUCCGAAAAUUCAAGAAGAUGAUGCUCAAGAAGGGAGCCAAGAAGAACACUCCACCCAAAUGCUAUGGGUGUGGUGAAAUUGGACACAUCAAAUCAAUGUGCCCAAAGCUCAAGAACGAGAAGGACAAGAAGGAACCGAAGAAGCAGCGUGCCUACAUUUCUUGGGAGAACGACGGCUCCAAGAGUGAAGACUCGGAAACGGAAGAAGUGGCCAACUUGUGUCUCAUGGCCAUUGAAGAUGGUGAUGCAUCAAAAGAGCAAGCAACAGGGGAAUUGGCACCAAGAUUUUCACUGCUGGAAUGGAAAUUCUGGAGGCAUAGAAACAAGAUUAUGAGUCCCCACUUAAUGAUGAGUCACAAAAAGAUGGAGCUCAACGCCAAGGCAAUAAACAUGAUUUAUUGCGGUGUUAACGCGGAUGACUACCGCAAAAUCUCGCGGUGUGAAACCGCAAAACAAAUGUGGGAGAAAUUGGAGGUGACCUACGAAGGAACCGCGCAGACAUACACCGACCGAGAGCUCGUGAGAAAGGUGCUGCGAAGCCUAUCUCCUAAAUGGCGUUCAAAGGUGGACGCAAUCGAAGAAGGUCGUGACUUCCAAACAACGACCUAUGAUGCUCUUCGAGGUAAUCUUAUUACCUAUGAAACCACCCAACUCUCAAAGGUGGUUGAAGAAAGGAACAAGAGGUCUAUUGCUCUACCCGCAACAACAUCAACCCACAACAACGUUGAUGAUGAAGAUGAUGACAGCGACGACACCGACCUCGGACUCUUUGUCCGAAAAUUCAAGAAGAUGAUGCUCAAGAAGGGAGCCAAGAAGAACACUCCACCCAAAUGCUAUGGGAAAGCUUAUGACUCUGUUAGUUGGAAGGGAUUGUUUCAGAUCAUGGAAGCUCUAAAAUUUCCUAAGAAAUUUGUUACAUGGAUCCAGUUCUGUGUGACAAGUGCAGCGUACUCAAUACGGAUUGAUGGGGAAGUCUUUGGGCAUUUCAAGGGAGGGAAGGGCCUUAGACAAGGGGAUCCAGUAUCCCCCUUGCUUUUCACCCUUGUCAUGGAAUACUUAACAAUAGCCUUUUCUUUCUACUCGAACAAUGACAGAUUUAAAUUUCAUCCUAGGUGUAAGGCCCUCAAAUUAAUCAAUAUUGUGUUUGCUGAUGACUUAAUUGUCGCCUGUAAAGCUGAAGUUGAAUCCAUUGAAUGCUUCCUCUCUAGUCUAAGGCACUUUAAGAACACUAUGGGCUUAGUUCUCAACUAUGACAAAUCUCAAGUUUUCCUGGGUGGUGACUCUAAUGAUAUCCAUAAAGAGAUACUGAAGAGAACUAGGAUGUCUAAAGGAGCUUUUCCUUUUAGAUACCUAUGAGGACCUAUAACUGCAUCUAGGAUAAGUGAAAGGGAGUGUGAUGUUUUGGUGGAAAAGCUUACCAAGCAGAUUACAUCUUGGACUUCAAAGAAUCUGUCUUAUGCAGGUAGAGUUAUGUAAUACCUUAAUCCGUCCAGAUCUGCAGCCCCUUUCGGACUAAAGUAUUAACUUAGUA
Molecule: messenger RNA, 2061 nt
Organism: Cuscuta campestris
Lineage: Eukaryota; Viridiplantae; Streptophyta; Magnoliopsida; Solanales; Convolvulaceae
Source: the annotation of a GenBank genome assembly